AUGGAAUAUUUGAGUAGAUUGCUCAAAACUCUUCAACAAGAUCCAAACUUCAACUAUCAUCCAAGGUGUGAAAAACUUAACCUAGUACAAUUUAGUUUCGCAGAUGAUUUGUUGCUAUUCUGCAGAGGGGAUGUACUGUCUGUCCAGAUGCUGUUUAAUUGUUUUAAGGAAUUCUCAGAGGCCUCAGGUUUGAAAGCAAAUUUGGAGAAAAGUUCCAUUUAUUUUGGAGGGGUCCCUAUGGCUGAUCAAGAGUCCAUCCUGGAAUUAACUGGAUUUACAAGAGGGGAACUUCCUAUCAGAUAUUUAGGAGUUCCAUUGAGCACAAAGAGAAUAUCAGUGAAUCAGUGCAAGCCUCUGCUUGAUAAAAUGCUUGGCAGAAUCUCUACUUGGACUACAAAAUACUUAUCUUAUGUUGGUAGGGUCCAAUUAAUUAAAAGUGUUUUGUUUUCCAUACAAACCUUUUGGGCUCGAAUAUUUCUAUUGCCGAACAAGAUAAUCCAAAUGAUAGAAGCCAUUUGUCGAAGAUUUCUUUGGACCGAAGGUGUUGAAGUAUCAAAAAAGGCUCUAUUGGCUUGGGAAAAAAUGUGCUACCCUAGAUCUGCAGGAGGUCUUAACAUAUUGGAUAUCCUACAAUGGAAUAGAGCAGCUGUAUGCAAACUAUUAUGGAACUUGCGUAAGAAAAAAGAUAAGUUGUGGGUUAAAUGGCUUCACAUAUACUACGGCAAAGGGAGAUCAAUGUGGGGUCUGGUAGCUGGUAACGCUUCUUGGGUUGUAAGGAAAAUUCUUAAAGCCAAGGUUUAUCUUGAAAAUGUAGGAAUACAGGAACAAGACUUGAUCCAGAUGGAAAAGUUCUCCAUAAAGAAGGUGUAUGUCAUAUUGAGAGGGCCUUUCCAAAAAGUUCCUUGGAGGAAAGUGGUGUGUAACAACUUUGGGGCAGCCAAAUGGAUAUUUAUUCUGAGAUUAAUCAUUUGUGAGAAGCUUUUAACUAGAGACAAAUUAGCUACUUGGGGUAUCACUGAUGAUACCAUCUGUCCAUUAUGCAACCAUGAAGAUGAAAGCAUUGCACAUUAG
Molecule: messenger RNA, 1071 nt
Organism: Lycium barbarum (goji berry)
Lineage: Eukaryota; Viridiplantae; Streptophyta; Magnoliopsida; Solanales; Solanaceae
Exons: 1
Coding region: 1-1071 (356 amino acids)
Source: RefSeq, a predicted model, not a curated record